CAGAUAUAUUGUUACCACUUCAUAAGUAAUCCGUUUAUCAUACCUCCUUGCUAAACUAUCAACUCUUUAUCAAAGAUUAUACUUGUUAUAUAAACGAGAUCGGUAUUUUCAUCUAAUCAUAUCGUGAUCGUGAGAGAAGAGCUGACACGGGGAUCAAAAUGAGAAUCCUCCUGGUUUUAUCUCUGCUUGUUGUGGCGCAAGUUUAUUGUCAAGAACGAGAGCUAGACUGGUGGGAAACAACAAUUUUCUACCAAAUCUAUCCGAGGUCUUUUAAGGACAGUGAUGGAGACGGCAUCGGAGACUUGAAUGGAAUAACCGAAAAUUUGGAAUACCUCAAGGAGUUGGGCGUUGGAGCAACUUGGUUAUCACCCAUUUUCAAAUCUCCGAUGUAUGAUUUUGGUUACGAUAUAUCAGAUUUUUAUGAUAUCCAGGAAGAGUAUGGCACAAUGGAAGAUUUUGAUAGACUUAUUGCCAAAGCAAAUGAAUUAGAUAUCAAAAUUAUUCUUGAUUUUGUGCCCAAUCACGGUAGCAAUGAAAGCGUGUGGUUUGAAGAAGCACUAAGAGGUCAUGAAAAAUAUUACGAUUACUUUGUCUGGGAAGAUGGAGUAGUUGGUGAAAAUGGUGAAUUAGGACCUCCUAACAACUGGAACAGUGUGUUCCGUAAGAGUGCUUGGGAAUACAGAGAAGAAGUCGGCAAAUACUAUCUACAUCAAUUUGUCAUUGGCCAACCAGAUCUCAACUACCGUAACCCUGAAGUGGUAGAAGAGAUGAAGAACGUUGUACGUUUCUGGCUCGACAAAGGAGUUGCAGGAUUUAGGGUUGACGCUAUUGCUCAUUUGUUUGAAGUAGAUAAAGCACUGUAUGGUGGUAAAUAUCCAGAUGAGCCUCGUUCGGGUAACAGAAAUGCUAAUCCUCUGGACUACGAUUACUACGACCACAUUUAUACUAAAGAUCAAGACGAGACAUUUGAUAUGGUUUAUCAAUGGAGGGAAGUGCUGGAUGAGUAUAAGGCAAGAGAUGGAGUUAGCAGAGUCAUGAUGACUGAGGCUUAUUCUAGUCCACAGCUGACUAUGAGAUAUUUUGGAGAAGGUGAUAGAGAAGGCGUACAGAUGCCAUUCAACUUUGUCCUUAUUUCCGAUGUAAAUGGUGGGUCAUCUGCUGCUGAAAUUAAAUAUGCUCUCGACAAAUUUUUGACAUUCAAACCUGUUGAUAAGUUUUCAAACUGGGUGGCUGGAAAUCAUGACAACAGCAGGGUCGCUUCCAGAUUCAGUCCAGAAUUAGUAGACGGUAUCAACAUGAUUGUUCUUCUUCUCCCUGGUAUAGCUGUCACAUACAUGGGUGAAGAAAUCGGAAUGGUCGAUGGUUACGUGAGCUGGGAAGACACUGUCGACCCAAGCGGCUGUAAUACUGAUGAUCCUAUCAAUUACUGGACUAAAUCCAGAGACCCUGAACGAACUCCAUUCCAAUGGAAUGCUGACAAGAAUGCGGGUUUCUCAACUGGGGACAAGACAUGGCUACCUGUAGCAGAGGGUUAUGAGAACCUCAAUGUAGAAGUGCAGAAGGUCGUGAAAAGAUCUCACCUUAACGUUUACAAAGCUCUUGUCCAAUUAAGAGCAGAAAAUACUUUCAGAUAUGGCAGAUUCGAAUCUGUAGCCCUCAACAACGAUAUCUUUGCUUUUAGAAGAUGGUACAACGGAGAAACUUAUAUCGUGGUCAUCAACUUUAGGAAUGUCCCAUACACGGUUGACUUAACCUAUUUUGAAAACGUUAUUGGUCGAUUGGAAGUCGUAUUAAGUAGUGUCCAAUCUCCCAAAGAAGCUGGAUCCAAUGUGGAAGCGUCAGCAGUAGAUAUAGUGGAGAGCGAAGCUCUAGUAUUGAAAGUUUUGUAACAAGCGGACCAAAUGUCAAUAAUUUAUUUAUCCAAA
This is a messenger RNA of Plodia interpunctella (Indianmeal moth), 1925 nucleotides long. Its product is annotated as maltase A1-like. The record is from RefSeq and is a predicted model, not a curated record. The transcript is spliced from 10 exons. Gene Ontology annotation, biological process: carbohydrate metabolic process. Bases 159 to 1889 code for a protein of 576 amino acids. NCBI's taxonomy places the organism in Eukaryota, Metazoa, Arthropoda, Insecta, Lepidoptera, Pyralidae.